UUAAAACAUUUCCGUCUCUCGUUUGGUCGCGUGACUGAUUGUUUCGGAACUUCGGGAAAUCGCGGUGUGUUUCUCUCACGGGCGGUUCAUAGAUGACAUGAUGAAUGUCCGUGUGUGCGAUUUCUCGGGUUGAAACGAGUCAAAAGUGAGUUCCAGACACGCCGGGUUUGAUUUUUGAAUCGUUCAACUUCCUCUGCCACCCGACACGUCACUGGAGCCAGUUGGAUGGAAAGAGUCGAAAAAACAAGGGUCAUGACGGAGAGUACUCAUCAGGAGCAGGUGUGUCCCGGAGAAAGGGGAACGUUCUGAGGACCUGUUGCGUCUGUUGAGUCUCGGAUUGUACGAGUCUUCAGGAUGGAAGAUUUUCCCAGCUGUCCCAAUGUUAGCAUUCCCUGCUCCGAUGAGCAAAGAGACAAGAAGAAGCGCUAUACUGUUUACAAAGUGAUGGUCACUGUUGGAAGACAUGAGUGGUUCGUGUUUCGGAGAUAUGCGGAAUUUGACAAAUUGUACAAUAUAUUGAAGAAACAGUUUCCCACAAUGAAUUUGAAGAUUCCGGCUAAGAGGAUAUUUGGAGAUAACUUUGACCCAGAGUUUAUAAAGCAGAGAAGAGCAGGGUUACAUGAGUUCAUUCAGAGGAUCGUCUCUCAUUCACAGUUAAGCAACCAUCCUGAUAUUCAAGAUUUUUUGCAGCUAGACAAAUCGAAAAACUUCUCAGAUGCAUCAGAGGAUGAAGAUGAAAAGAGUAGCUCUAGUUCUAGAAACAUUAACCUGGGGCCAUCUGCUAAUCCACAGGCAAAGCCCUCCGACUUUGACUUUCUUAAAGUCAUUGGAAAGGGAAGCUUUGGAAAGGUUCUCCUUGCAAAGAGGAAACGGGAUGGGAAAUGUUACGCCAUCAAAGUCUUGCAGAAAAAGGUCAUUUUAAACAAGAGAGAGCAAAAGCACAUCAUGGCUGAGCGCAAUGUGUUGCUAAAGAACGUUAAACAUCCCUUCCUGGUUGGACUGCACUAUUCUUUUCAGACAGCAGACAAGUUAUACUUUGUCCUGGAUUUCGUCAAUGGUGGAGAACUUUUCUUUCACCUCCAAAAAGAACGAACCUUUCCCGAACCCAGAGCUAAGUUUUAUAUCGCUGAGAUGGCAAGUGCUCUGGGUUACCUGCACUCUCUCAAGAUUGUUUACAGGGAUUUGAAACCAGAAAAUAUCCUUUUGGACUCUCAAGGACACAUAGUCUUGACUGACUUCGGGCUGUGUAAGGAAGGCAUCUCGCAGGCAGACACAACCACAACAUUUUGCGGAACACCUGAGUAUCUAGCCCCGGAAGUUCUCAAGAAGCAGCCCUAUGAUAACACAGUCGACUGGUGGUGUCUGGGUUCUGUCCUCUAUGAAAUGCUCUAUGGGCUUCCUCCAUUCUACAGCAGGGACACACAUGAGAUGUAUGACAAUAUUCUUCACAAGGAACUAGUGAUGCGCCCCGGGGCGUCCACGGCUGCCUGGUCUAUACUUCAGACCCUGUUGGAGAAAGACCACACCAGGAGGCUUGGCUACAGAGAUGACUUUGGUGAAGUCAAAGGUCAUGCCUUUUUCUCAUCCAUCAACUGGGAUGACCUUGAGCAGAAAGAGAUCCCACCUCCUUUUAACCCUUGUGUGGACUCCCAGUAUGACAUCUCAAACUUUGAUCCAGAAUUUACUGGUGAGGCUGUGCCCAACUCUGUGUGCUUCUCUUCAGGGAUGUCAAUCGUCAACGCUAGCGUCAUGGAGGCUGAUGCUGCCUUUGUGGGCUUUUCUUAUGCUCCGCCAUCAGAAGAUUCAUUCUUGUUUGAUUAACAGUGAGUCGGCCGUGAAAUGGCUCUCUCUGAAGAAUUGGAGUUUUGUGUCCUAGUCAGAGAAUGAACCCUUGUGUUUUCUAACCAUUUGGAAUGCAGGGUGUUCAAACUUUAUUUUUAUGCUCAAAUAACAAAGUAUAUUUUGUAUAACAUUGAACACCUUACCUGAGACGUAGUUCAGAUGUGUUCGUAUUUGUUUCCCUCAGAAUUGUUUUCUAUGGUUAAAAUUAUUUGCAUUGAGGAAAUCUGGAUGAUAUUUGUACACUUGAGCAUCCGCUUGAUCGCAUUCCUUGUUUAUGUCUUGUAUGUUAUAUAUGACCAAUGAUGUUCUUGUAGUUUAGUCUUGUGUUAGAAAGAUGCAUUGUUAAUGUGUCAGCAAAACCACACCUUAAAUGAAUAUGCAUUUUGCUUUACACUGUUUAAUAUAACAUUUGUGUUGAAAUCAUUAAAUGUAUGCUUAAUUCUGAAAUCAAAUGAA
This is a messenger RNA of Triplophysa dalaica, 2298 nucleotides long. It is a transcript of the gene sgk3, whose product is annotated as serum/glucocorticoid regulated kinase family member 3. NCBI's taxonomy places the organism in Eukaryota, Metazoa, Chordata, Actinopteri, Cypriniformes, Nemacheilidae. The transcript has 17 exons. The coding region runs from base 355 to 1821 and encodes 488 amino acids. Gene Ontology annotation, biological process: protein phosphorylation. The record is from RefSeq and is a predicted model, not a curated record. Gene Ontology annotation, molecular function: phosphatidylinositol binding; protein serine/threonine kinase activity; ATP binding.